GCAUAAUAGUUUUCUAAUGAAGCCUCGCUCCCCAGGCGGAUUUACAACAUUUCCAGUUGUUUCCUUUGGGGUCAAACUCUUUCCCCACAGAUGUUCAAAUGAGCCGGUCUGGCUGGGAACUUAUCUGCUCGCGCUCCGGCUGAAGGUUUUUUAAUCUUUUCUCCGGCUCCAUCGUGAAGCAGGAGCUCCGUUUUCCUCCUCCUCCCCGCCCGAGGAUGAACGCCACGGCCUCGGAAGUCUGCUGCGCCUUCGAGGCUCCCGUCCUGGACUGGCUCCUGCCUCCCAUCCUCAUCCUGGAGUUCAUGUUCGGGCUGAUGGGGAACUUCAUCGCCCUGUGGAUGUUCGUCUUCCACAUGGACACGUGGAAGCCCAACGCCGUGUACCUGACCCACCUGGCCGUGGCCGACUCCAUCGUGCUGUUCUGCCUCCCGUUCAGGGCCGACUACUACCGCCGCGGGAAGGACUGGCUCUACGGCGACGCCCUGUGCCGCGUCCUGCUCUUCCUCCUCGCCGCCAACCGCGCCGCCGGCAUCUUCUUCCUCACCGCCGUGGCCGUCGACCGCUACUUCAAGAUCGUGCACCCGCUCAACCCCGUCAACCGCAUGGGCCUCGGCUACGCCCUCUGGGUGUCGCUCGGCCUCUGGGGCCUCAUCUUCCUGGCCACCGGCUACCUCCUCGCCGACGAGCACUUCUACCACAACGGCAACCGGACGCAGUGCGAGAGCUUCAACAUCUGCAUGGGCUUCAGCCCCCUCUCCACCUGGCACAACACCUUCUACGUGGUGCAGUUCUUCCUGCCCACCGCCAUCGUGGCCUACUGCACCGUCCGGAUAACGUGGCAGCUGCGGUGCAGGACGGUGGACAAGCAGGGGAAGAUCAAGCGGGCGGUCCAGUUCAUCCUGGCCGUGGCCGUCAUCUUCAUCACCUGCUUCUUCCCCAGCACGGUGUCGCGCAUCGCCGUGUGGGUCCUCAAGGCGUGGUACGACGAGUGCAGGUACUUCGAGGAGGCCAACCUGGCGUUCUACACCUCCGUGUGCUUCACCUACUUCAACAGCGUCCUCAACCCCGUCGUCUACUACUUCUCCAGCCCGGCCUUCAGCGGCACCUUCAAGAAGCUCAUCCGCAAACUGCUGGGGAGGAGCAGCAGCAGCAGCAGCGACGACCAAGACCAAGACCAGACGGAGACGAGCGACAACGACUGAGGGAAACAGAGGAAAGAUCUGUUUACUAGUUCAUACACUAAAUCAUACGCUUCAUGCUUUUAACCUGUGAGUCUGGAUGCUCUGUGUACGUAUAAUAAUAAUAAGAGACCAAUAAUUAAUCUUUACUUUUAGGGUCAAAUGUGAACAGCAAAGCUUGACGAGGUGAAUAUCUGACAAAUACGUCUGAUAGGAUCCGUAUAAUCUGUAAACCUGGAAUUUAUUUACAUCCAGAGUCGAAGAUGUUUCGAACCUGUUAAUAAAGGCACGAUGCACAAA
This is a messenger RNA of Mugil cephalus (flathead mullet), 1478 nucleotides long. RefSeq names its product hydroxycarboxylic acid receptor 3-like. Gene Ontology annotation, biological process: G protein-coupled receptor signaling pathway. Gene Ontology annotation, cellular component: membrane. Lineage: Eukaryota; Metazoa; Chordata; Actinopteri; Mugiliformes; Mugilidae. The coding region runs from base 216 to 1202 and encodes 328 amino acids. The transcript has a single exon. The record is from RefSeq and is a predicted model, not a curated record. Gene Ontology annotation, molecular function: G protein-coupled receptor activity.